UUAAAUAAAAUAUAUAAAAAAAAAAUGAAGGCUAGAACCACCACCAAUGUCUUUGCCAUUUUCAUUCUCUUUGCUUUCAUCUCCAUCCACCUACCUUCUUUAGCCACGGCUGAGUUGAUCGACACAGACGGCAACCUUAUCGAAAACGACGGCUCAUACUACAUCCUCCCAGUUUUUCGAGGCAACGGUGGCGGAAUAGGCCAAACCGCCACCGGAAACGAAACGUGUCCACUAACCGUUGUCCAACAACACUCCGAAGUGGACAACGGAUUACCAAUUAUAAUUUCAUCUCCAUUGAAAAUCCGUUAUCUCGGUGAAGGAAUUCGUUUGGACCUGUCCUUUUCAUUUGUUCCUUUGUGUACUCCUAUUCCUUCUAAGUGGACCCUCGUUAAGGGUCUACUGGAAGGAGAAGGAGCCGCCGUAAAACUCACCGGUUUUUACGAGAACCAAGUACAGGGUUGGUUUGAGAUAAGGAAAACCUUGGAUGUCUUUAAACUUAGCUUCUGUGCUUCUUCAAAUAAUAAUUGCAUGGAUAUUGGGGUUAAACGUGAUGAUGAGGGAAAUAGGCUUUUGGUUACAACGGAAGAUAACCCUUUUGUGGUUGUGUUUAAGAAAGCUAGGUCGUCUUAUUCUGCUUGAAGAUCCAUGCAUAAUAGUAAGCAAGUAAUAAUUAAGCCAUGGGAAACAAAAAAAAAAAAAAAGAAAAGAAAAUGUUGUAUGUGCUUUCUUAUCUAGUGGGUAAGAUAUUAUGUAUGUGCAAGAUCAGAAUAAACUGUUGUAAGAAUAAUCACAGAGCUGACUUACGUGAAGGUAUUAGUGAAGAGGGCUCUACUAUGUGAAGUUCAUAGAGUGUAACAUUGACAAAGAAGGGAAAUUGAUCAAAGUCAAGAGGGCAGCAGAAAUUAACUAUGUGGCAUGGAGUUGAUCUAUAUGGUAAGUGGCUAGAUGUGGACCUUUAUAAGCUCUCCCAUCAAAGUAAAAGCCCCAGAGAGACAUUGGAGACACUAGGUGAAGAUGCAAAGAACAGGUAUGGCAUGUAUAAGGCCAAGUAUAGAGACAUAUGCAAUAGAGAACCACCUUCAUCAUGGCCCAUUGAAGUAUUGGCAUCUAACGCAAUGUAUAGAAUAAGCCAAACUGUUUUAUUAAAUUAUGGAAGCAUUGAAGAUCUUAGGAGUGAGAUAUUGUUUGAAGAACUAUAUAACAGGAACAAUAUCUAAUAUAUUGGGUGCAUGUCUCACUAACUUACCCUAUGCUAUA
Messenger RNA from Arachis stenosperma, 1257 nucleotides. RefSeq names its product factor Xa inhibitor BuXI-like. Gene Ontology annotation, molecular function: endopeptidase inhibitor activity. The transcript is spliced from 2 exons. The record is from RefSeq and is a predicted model, not a curated record. Bases 25 to 639 code for a protein of 204 amino acids. Lineage: Eukaryota; Viridiplantae; Streptophyta; Magnoliopsida; Fabales; Fabaceae.